AUGGGUGCUUUGGAGCAGUUCAACUCGCAGGGGCACAUCUCGGCAGAGGCUCUGAUUCAGUCCCAUCCACCAAUCCACCUUUCCCUAUCCACCCCUGUGAGCCGUCAGAUCUGGGCAGCGUGGAAAGCAUCUGGUGACACGUGGCACACUCAGAGGGACUCUGUGCGCCUGAUAGUGUUUAACGCCGCCGUCCAGCUGGCACUGGACGAGUGCAUGAGGAGUGAGCCGUCCAAACUCCCCACCUCGGGCCCGUCAUUUCUGGUCGCCAUGGCAGAAGCUGUGAGCCUGGCCCCGCCUGCAGCUCUGGCAGCAGUGCCGGGUCUCACAAUCUCCCUAUCCCCCUCUGCUCCCCGCCCUGCAUGCAGCUCGCACCAGCCAUCCAAACUCCCUGCCUCGGGCCCAUCAUUCAUAGUGGCCAUGGCAGAAGCUAUGAGCCUGGCCCCACCUGCAGCACUCGCAGCAGCGCUGCGAGGAGUGGCGAGCAGAGUGACAGCAGGGCUCGUUGCCUGCAAUGUGAGUGCUUUGUGUUGUCUGUUUGCUGCUCCUUUGUGA
Messenger RNA from Closterium sp. Yama58-4, 552 nucleotides. NCBI's taxonomy places the organism in Eukaryota, Viridiplantae, Streptophyta, Zygnematophyceae, Desmidiales, Closteriaceae. The record is from the annotation of a GenBank genome assembly.